This is a messenger RNA of Ordospora pajunii, 960 nucleotides long. RefSeq lists its product as uncharacterized. NCBI's taxonomy places the organism in Eukaryota, Fungi, Microsporidia, Ordosporidae. The transcript has a single exon. The record is from RefSeq and is a predicted model, not a curated record. The coding region runs from base 1 to 960 and encodes 319 amino acids.
AUGGGGUUUAAAUGGAGACUGGCUGAGGAUCUAUUCUUUUCAUGCUUUGUGUUUUUGCAGUAUCAAAUAGCAGCUGAUAUGAAAAGCUAUGAAAAGUACAAUGCAGUGUGUCCUGCCAUAGCUGUUUUUUAUCUAGUUUUGAAAGCCAUCAUUAUAUUGAUGAAAGAAUUUGAAAGGGAUGAUGAGAAACCGCUUACAGCGAUUGAUUUUCUAAGACUAGCCAUUAUGGUUUCCCAUAUAUUUAUAUUUUUUAUUGCAGUUAUCAUAAUCAAUCACAAAGUAAGCUUGAAAGACAUCAAAGAGUAUGGCCUGAAGACAUUAGGCGUCACACCUCUUAAAUGGGUUUUUAAUAAGAUGGGACUGGAUGAAAAUUAUGUGGACUUUAAAGCAUUGGAUAAGAUCAAGAAUGAGUUUAGAGUUGAUCCUGGGCUCAUGAUUGUCACACAGACAAUAUAUAUGUUCUUGACAGCACAGUCUAUAAUUGACUGCGAAAGCUCUGCCAUCUUUAUAGAGCUUGCUCGUGGAGUUUUUGGAUACAUUACAAUAUGCAGGCUGAAAGAAUUUAAAGGCUCAUAUGAUGAAAAAGGUUUUUUCAGUUGGGCAUCUCCCAUGUUUCCAACAAUAGCUUUAUUAUCCCUGAGACUUGUAUAUGUGGUUAUUUUUGAAUUAUUUAUUGGCACAAAUAGUUGGUUUGAAUCUAUUAUUAGGAAGAAGCAGACACUUUUGAUUAUCCCCGCUGUGCUCUGCACUAUAGUUGGAUGCACAGGUAUGCUUUGGAUGUUAAAGAUCCAGAUGCUUGGUGUGAAAGAAACGAAUGACAUUGAAAACAAGUGUGAAGGAACAGUUAAGCAGCUGGUGGGCGAUACAUUGAAAAAAGUAGCUGGUGAGGGCUUAUCAUACAAUAAUAAUGGAGGAAUACUCAGUAAAUUUUUUGGUAAAUAUUAUGAAAUAAAUCAAUAA